GGAAGUUUGAGAAAGCCACCAGAAACCCCCCAAUUAGACACCAAACAAAAACACACUUCACUUCGCUUCAAGUCAGAUACAAAUACGUGAGGCACAGAUGCACAGUGAUUAUCUUAAAUUAAGCCAUUCAGUGCCUAUGCUCGCCAGCAGAUCGCAAUUCCUCCCUCCAUAUCAGCAUAACGUGUUUCAUUUCCCUGCUAAUCUGAUCUGGUAUGCUCCACUUCUGCAAUGACCUUGCAUAUACACAUAUGCAUAUCGCUGCCUCCUUCAUUCAUGCAUCGCCAUUUCUUCUUCAUUGCUGCUCAUUGCUCUUCGUUCGUUCUCCUCCUUGCCUCGUAACAUGGAGGUAUAUUCGCAGCUUCGCUUCGCUCAUUGCCAGAAGCAAACAUAGACCCCGGGCGCCAGGUACACACGUAGACAGCCAGUCGCUGCCGAAAAAUCAAGAUGACGGAAAGGAGAUCGCUAGAGGGACAGGUGGGUGGUGUGGGGCGAGAUAUACAUGGAGUGUAUGUACACUGACGACGGGUGUGCAAGAACUGGAUGUACAUUCGUGGAGUGAGUUGUGGCCGAGACAAGGGUGACGAGGGGGGGUAUCGAGGUGCAAGCGCCAAAGAGAUACUUGUGCAACCGUCU
Messenger RNA from Hyaloscypha bicolor E, 633 nucleotides. RefSeq lists its product as uncharacterized. NCBI's taxonomy places the organism in Eukaryota, Fungi, Ascomycota, Leotiomycetes, Helotiales, Hyaloscyphaceae. The record is from RefSeq and is a predicted model, not a curated record. The transcript has a single exon. Bases 213 to 581 code for a protein of 122 amino acids.